Besnoitia besnoiti is the source of this 552-nucleotide messenger RNA. RefSeq lists its product as uncharacterized. The transcript is spliced from 3 exons. Lineage: Eukaryota; Apicomplexa; Conoidasida; Eucoccidiorida; Sarcocystidae. Bases 1 to 552 code for a protein of 183 amino acids. The record is from RefSeq and is a predicted model, not a curated record.
AUGGCGGACUACCGCCCCUGCCUCCACCAAGCAGUUAACCUGCACAUGGGGCGCCUCGUUUCCAGCUAUUCCUCCCUCCUCGACUGCUGCAGUGUGAACGAAGAAGGCAACCUAGCGGGCAUGUCCGUCGACAAUUUCCUUCUCAAGCUUCAGGUCUUUGCCAUUAUCCAUUCAACCCGGUCGCUCCUCACACUGGCAGCGGACUGUGCUGUGAAUUCUACCUUGCACGACACUCCGCGUCUGUACUCCCUCCUGACAGAAUCGAAAAAGAAUUUGCGUGAGAGGAUCUCGCAGCUGAAGGCCUCGUCGAGCGACGCUAGCAACCUUGCUGGUUGGGCACAUCAAGGACGCGAACGAGGAGUCAGCCAGCGGAAAAGCGAAACAGACCGAGGCGACGAAGGAGACACUAGUGGCGUGUCCGGAGUGCAGGCAGAAAACUCAGACCAGCAGUUGCAGUGUAUCGAACAAGAAGAGGAAAAGCCGCCGCGGUAUUCUGCGUUUGAUGACCUGUUAGGAAGCUUUUUCCACCACCAGGGACAGCUUGGGCAUUGA